Cicer arietinum (chickpea) is the source of this 1888-nucleotide messenger RNA. Its product is annotated as galactan beta-1,4-galactosyltransferase GALS3. Gene Ontology annotation, cellular component: cytoplasm. The record is from RefSeq and is a predicted model, not a curated record. Gene Ontology annotation, molecular function: glycosyltransferase activity. Lineage: Eukaryota; Viridiplantae; Streptophyta; Magnoliopsida; Fabales; Fabaceae.
AAUGGUAAUCCUUAUUUGCUUCUAAACCUUAGUAUCAAUCAAAAAGUGUCCUAAUAUAAGACAACACAACACUCACCCCACCCCUGCCUCAAACAAACCAAAAACAACAACAAACUCAUCACUCUCUCUACUCCAAAGGUGUAACUUCUUACACUCACACGUGGUUUGGUUUGGUUACAUCAAUGGCCAUCAAAGACAAAGAUAAGAAACUCUUUGUUUUCUCAUUAACUAACUACAAUGCUGAACUCAAACUUCUCCUCACAACUCUUCUUCUUCUCUGUUCUCUUGCCACUCUCCUUCAAUUCAUUCCUUCUCCUUUCACUAUCUCAGCUUCUGAUCUCAGAUUCUGUAUCACAAGACUCUCUCAAACUCCACCACAACAACCCUCUUCUAUUCUUCAUGAAAAACUCAAUUCUGACCAAACUAUCAAGCGUUUCUUCAACCCUUUUGGCUCAUCUUCCUAUAACUUCAUCACAAUGGGUGCUUAUAGAGGAGGACUCAACACUUUUUCUAUUGUUGGUCUUUCUUCAAAGCCUCUUCAUCUUUAUGCCAAACCAACCUAUGAAUGUCAAUGGAUCCCUUCAACAAAAAACUUUUCUUCAAAACCAAUCACCACCAUUGGCUACAAGAUUCUCCCUGAUUGGGGAUAUGGACGUGUCUACACUGUUGUUGUUGUUAACUGCACUUUUAAUGAUACUGUCAUCAAUGGUGACAACAAUGGUGGAAAGUUGGUUCUUUUUGCUUCUACAUCAGGUGGUGGUGACAGAAACUUCAAUGUAACUGAUAAAAUGGAAGUUCUUGUUGAAAAAAAUGGUGAUUUGGAUCAUACCCUUUUUGUUUCAAAGCCAAAGUUUGAAUUUUUAUAUUGUGGGUCAUCUUUGUAUGGCAAUUUGAAUCCGCAAAGAGUGAGAGAGUGGAUAGCUUACCAUGUUAGAUUAUUUGGGGAAAAUUCUCAUUUUGUUAUACAUGAUGCUGGUGGUGUUCAUGAGAAGGUUUUGGAGGUUUUGAAGCCUUGGAUUGAACUUGGUUAUGUUACACUGCAAGAUAUUAGGGACCAAGAGAGAUUUGAUGGUUAUUAUCAUAAUCAGUUUUUGGUUGUGAAUGAUUGUUUGUUGAGAUAUAAGUUUAUGGCUAAGUGGAUGUUCUUUUUUGAUGUUGAUGAGUAUAUUUAUGUCCCUCCAAAGAGUACUAUUAAAACUGUGCUUCAUUCACUUUCUGAAUACUCUCAAUUCACCAUUGAACAGAUGCCUAUGAGUAGCAAGAUUUGUCUCUCUGAUGAUUAUGGAAAAACUUACAGAAAAUGGGGAUUUGAAAAGCUAGUGUAUAGAGAUGCAAUAAAAGGCAUAAGAAGAGAUAGAAAAUAUGCUGUUCAACCAAGAAACUUGUAUGCAACUGGGGUCCACAUGUCAGAGAACUUAGAUGGAAAAACAACUCACAAAACUGAAGGUAGAAUCAAAUAUUUUCAUUAUCAUGGAACCAUAGCACAAAGGAAAGAAACAUGCAAAUUGUUAGUGAACUCAACAAAUGUCAACUAUGAAAAAACUCCUUAUGUUUUGGAUACUACAUUGAGGGACAUUGCUGCUGUUAUCAAGAAAUUUGAGCUUAAGAUGAUUGGAUCAAGGUUGCAAAAUACUACACAAUGAAUCAUAUCUUCAAACUUCUUCUUUUUCAACUUAUUUCUUUUUUCUUUUCAUAGGAUAGAUAAUCAUUGAAAGAUUAUUUCUUUUCCUUUUCUCAAUGUGUAUUAUAGGGUUUAAGAUGGUUAUAUCCUCUUUUCUCAAUGUGUAUUAUUUCUUUUUCUGUUCUGUUUUUCAUUUUUCUUUUUUACUUUUUAUUAUAUGCUAGCACUGUAUUUUGUAAACAUAAUUAAUGAAAAUUAAUGAUUUAA